Molecule: messenger RNA, 1497 nt
Organism: Dichotomopilus funicola
Lineage: Eukaryota; Fungi; Ascomycota; Sordariomycetes; Sordariales; Chaetomiaceae
Product: diacylglycerol acyltransferase-domain-containing protein
Exons: 3
Coding region: 1-1497 (498 amino acids)
Biological process (GO): triglyceride biosynthetic process
Cellular component (GO): endoplasmic reticulum membrane
Molecular function (GO): diacylglycerol O-acyltransferase activity
Source: RefSeq, a predicted model, not a curated record
AUGGCGCCGUCAGCCCCAACACUUGUUGCAGCCCCUGAAAAUGGAGACGUCGGCACAUCCAGCGCUGCCAGCACUGCUAGCAGUGUGUCGUCGAGGAGGGAGAUCUUUGAGUCGGAACCCGAGGGCAUGCUUACUCCCAGUUCGGCUCUGAGCUCGGUCCAAUAUAAACAAGCGGGUAUUGGCCAACGAGCCGACGUUGCCGAUUCUACCGGAGACAUCGCCGAGAAGGAGGCGGACGACCUUUCCUCUGUGGGCGGCUAUGCGCCGAAUGGUGCGGCCGAGGAGCAGACUCAAGCGAACGAAACGAACACCACGGAGCUCCCCGACACAUACCCCGACCUCACCGACGAAGCAGGCCGGAAAGCGGCGGCGCGGGAGCGCGACAGGAUCAAUGCUUAUAGAGCAGGCGGCAUCCGGUUCGCGCCGUGGAACAUACCAUAUGGGCGGCGACUGCAGACGAUGGCGGUGCUGGUGCACUGCCUAGGCAUCGCGAUGACAGUGUCGUUCUUCUUCUUCCUCUGCGCGAUCCCGCUGACGUGGCCGAUCCUGAUCCCGUACCUGCUACACAUGCUGCUGUCCAAGUCGGCGACGGACGGCCGGCUACGUGCGCGGUCGGAGUGGUUCCGACGGCUGAUGGUGUGGAAGUUCUUCGCCGGCUACUUCCCCGCCGAGUUGCACAAGACCCACGAGCUGCCGUCAACACGCAAGUACAUCUUCGGGUACCACCCGCACGGCAUCAUCUCCCACGGCGCGUUCGCGGCGUUCGGCACGGAGGCGCUGGGGUUUGCCAAAAAGUUCCCCGGCAUCACCAACAGCCUCCUCACCCUCGACUCCAACUUCCGCAUCCCGCUGUACCGCGACUACAUCCUCGCGCUCGGCAUCCAGUCCGUAUCCAAAGAAUCCAUCACCUCAAUCCUCACCACCGGCGGGCGCGACGGCGACGGCAUGGGCCGCGCGGUCACUAUCGUCAUCGGCGGCGCGCGUGAGUCACUCGAGGCACACCCAGGCACCCUACGCCUCGUCCUCGGCCAACGAAAGGGCUUUGUCAAAAUGGCGAUGCGCACAGGUGCCGACCUCGUCCCCGUGCUAGCCUUUGGCGAAAACGACUUGUACGACCAGCUCAGCGCCGACGAACACCCGCUCCUGCACCGGCUGCAGAUGUGGGUGCUGCAUACCCUGCGGUUUACCCUCCCGUUCCUGCACGGCCGGGGGAUCUUCAACUAUGACGUCGGGCUCAUGCCGUAUCGAAGGCCGUUGAAUAUUGUGGUUGGGCGGCCGAUUCCGGUGAGGAAGUUGGCGGCCGGGGAGAAGUUGGAUGUCAGGGAGAUGGAUCGGUUGCAUGCGGAGUAUGUGGCGGAGUUGGAGGGGAUGUAUGAGCGGUAUCGGGGGGUGUUUGUUAGGACACGGAGGGAGAGUGUGGCUGUGGGGAGUGGGCAGGAUGGGGAUGCGGGCGGGCAUGAGAUGGGUGGAAAUGCUGGCUUGGAGAUUCUAGAUUGA